CUCGGGCACAACAUCGCCUGCGUUGUGUGGCGAAUCCUCCUGCGCAAUAGUUAACUGUAUAUCUGGUGCUCAUCACGACCCUGUUUCCUCAGACACGAUCUCUUCACUCAUCGCUAUGCCACCCAUCGCACGCAUCCCAGCCGAUCUCCUGCAUGACAUUUUCGAUCUCGUCGCUCACGCUGAAGGCGCUGGACGAAAUCAUAACCUCAACGGUAGCAUAAAUUGCAUCCCUGUCUCUCAUGUAUGCCGGGAUUGGCGCAGUCUCUCCCUCGCAUCUCCAAUGCUGUGGUCCGUCCUCCACCUCGAUGUACAUUCAAGCGUUGCCAUGCUGCGGGAGUUCCUCGAACGGUCAAGGGACGCUCCCCUGUUCGUCAAGAUGCAGGGACCUUCGAGUGUUUGGUCUUCAACAGAGGACAUUAUACGCAUGGCGCGUGUUCUGUCCGAUCACAGCAGCCGUUUCAAAGCAUUUCAUGUCGUUUCGUUCCUAUCGGAUGACAUGAAGUCCGUGCUCGCACCAUUCACUUCUCCUGCGCCAAAUCUGCGACAACUAUCCCUGUCCGCAGCCAGUUACACCUCCAAUCCUGCUAUAUUCACGGGAUGGAUGCCAAUGCUGCGAGAGGUUCUCAUAUGCAGUGUGUCUAUGCCGUGGGUGUCCUAUCAAAACCUGGUUGAGUUGGAAUUAUCCGAUCAGGUAGCCCCCUCUCUCGAGGACCUGUUAUGGUCUAUACGGAACUCGCCAUCCAUAGAGAUCCUAUGCCUAGAUCUACGCGGAGCUCUUCGCGUUGAGGACAGUGGGACUGUCUCACAGCAACAGUGUAUCAACCUACAAAACCUGCGGAAGCUUGCACUGGGAUCUGCUCAGAAUCCAGAUGACGUUCUGAAGAUCCUGGCUUGUCUGUCCUUUCCCGUAACCACGUCAGUCGAUUUGCAGCUCCGGUACAGUGAAGGAGCCACCACGCAGAUUGACAUCCGUCAGUGUUCUCCCUCAAUCGCAGAAAUCACAUCAGGUAUCGACAAAGCGUUUCUCCAAUUCGUUUCUUCCCAUACGUAUCGACAUAUCACGCUCGGGGCGCUCGACGGGCUGUACACGGUGAAAUGGGAGUGGGAUGUUGACGAUGGUGGAGACGUUGCAAUUGACAAUGUCGUGCUAUCAACCAUUGACUUGCCUGCGUUGCAGUCGCUGAAACUCCAAACAUACGGCUUUUACGUUCGUGAAGAGACAUGGCUCAACGUACUCAAACUUUUUCCAACUAUCGACAUGCUAGAGAUCGAUUUCCGGACCGUGCACCAUAUUGUUCCAGCCACCAUUUUUUCCGUUCUCGCGGAGAAUGGCAAUGACGGCAAGGUCGUCUGUCCAAACCUCACGCAUCUCAUUGUCUCCCUCGUCGGAGACGUCGACAUCCACAUAUGGAGUAACCUGGUAGUAUCGGUGCUCGCAAGGCAGCGACUGGGUGCGCGAAGGUUGGCUCUCCUAGAUGUCACCUUCGAUGGAGCGCUUCCGGCAGCUCUCAUACCGCUAAACAAUAUUGUUGGCCAGGUAGAAGUGCGCAAGCGCCAAAACCCUAGAGUAAAGACUACACGGUCGCUUUCAGCGCACUCUACACGUUGACACAGUUCCGUGGAUUGACUCGUUCUGAUGGUAUACUGCACUUCACAUCGUUUUAGCUUUCACGACAUGACCAUGGUCUCGAGCAUUAAGUUAUGGGGAGGAAGCCAUGCGUGUAUCUGUGUGAUCUGUUUGCGUAAAUAUGUCGUUCUCAUUUUC
Laetiporus sulphureus 93-53 is the source of this 1765-nucleotide messenger RNA. RefSeq lists its product as uncharacterized. The transcript has a single exon. Bases 116 to 1609 code for a protein of 497 amino acids. The record is from RefSeq and is a predicted model, not a curated record. NCBI's taxonomy places the organism in Eukaryota, Fungi, Basidiomycota, Agaricomycetes, Polyporales, Laetiporaceae.